AUGAGUCUAAUAUUGAAUGAUCAAAAAUCGGAACACCGUAAUGUAAGGGCUUCCUCCAUUCACAGUAACAGAUCCUCCAGGAAAAAAAAGAAUAAUAGGAAGAAAAAAGCUAAACAGUGGACUUACUACAUUGAAGCUCUGAAAAGUGCAAUUGACUGUUUAUAUGAAAUAUGUCGGAGAGAGCAAAGUGUCUCAGCUUGCAAGGAAUCCUUAAUUUACAUACAAAAUGCGGAAAAGGACUUUUUAUCACUUAUUACGGCUAUCAACCUAGAAUUAUCGUUUAAUGAAUUAGACAAACCCCAAGCAGUUGCCUGGGAAGUUCGGAAGUCCAUAAGUUCUUCUAACCAAAUUCUCAAUCAUGAAGGAGCGCCAGCUUUAAUCGAUGUAUUACCAAUGUCUCCCAUGAUCAUCAAUGAUAUAACAUUAACUUCCAAAAAAGACGGAUGGAAUCCCGAUAAUCAUUUGGAUGAAGGAUGGCAAUUGGUUCGAGGUAGGAGAAGAAAAAGUGCCAGUUCUACAGGCACUAGUGAGGCCUUCGACAAUGAAAGUCGUUGUAGUGUGGAUGAAAACAUAGAGAAAAAGCCUCAAUCCGUUUACGAACGGCUCUCUGCGAAUAUAAGCUCAUGUCGGAAGCAUCCAAGUUCGUCUCGUCCAAACACAGCAAUGGCAAGAUCAUCUUCAACAAGAUCAACGGCUGCUCGAUUAACUUGUCCUAAGAGUGCUAUGGAUCUCCCUCAAACAAAGGCUUCAAUGGCUAAGAUGGCAUACUGUCGUCAGAGAAUAUGGGAAAAAGAUGUGCAACCCUCACUAGCAGAGAAACUUAAAGCUCAUCAGAAAAAAGAAAGAUUGCAAAGAGAAACACUACCCACGAAAUGCGGGUUAAACUUUGUUGACCCUUUUGCUGUUCGAGCUCAAACUAAAGAGUUUAAUGAACAAAAAAAACAGAUGAGACAGAAAUCAGCUUACUCCGAAGGUCAUCGUCGAUCGUUACAAUCUAUAUGUGAGAAUGUAGAAGGAGAAGAUCAGGAUGCAGUGCCAUCAGACCCGAAGCCGACUGCAGUACAGGCAUCUAAAUCGGAUUCUCCGAGAUUGGAUCGUGCUGUCUCUAGCUUCACAUUAAAUAUGGAAGAUGAUUCGGAAUGGGGUAAAAUGACGGAAGAAGAAGAGUCCCUCGCUAUGGAAGAACAAAGUUUGAAUUUAGAAAUUGAGAAGGCAGAGUCAGAAUUGGAGUCGAUUGAUGCUGAACUAGCUCGACAAGUUGAGGAUGAAGCAGAACAAUGUCGGAAGGCGAAUGAAGACGCAAUGAUUUUCUUUCCAACUGGCAAGGGACAAUACUCCCAGAUGGUUAAGAAGCUAGAAGAGGAUUUCAAAAACUUCUGUCAUGAAUCAUGGAGUGAACUAGUUGAGAGAGAGUUCUCAGGACACUAUAGAGAACCAGGAACAGCUGCCGAACGGCAUGAAAAACUUUGCUCACCUAGUCGGAGAAGGUGUGAUAAGGAUGAUAACGAUCUCACGCAGAAACAUAACGAGAAACAACGGAGAGCUGACGAAGUUAGAGAAAAGAUGCAAUGUGAAAAGAAACUGAAACUGAAAGAGUUGGCUUGGAAGCGGGAAGAAGUGCGUAUGAAGAGAAUUGAUCUCACGGAAAGGAAGAGGGCUCAUCUCCAGAUCCGAAUGGAAAGGGCUCAAGAAAACAGAGAGAAAACAUUAUCUCAAAUAGUAAAAAAAGCAAAAGGGGACGAGCAAAAAGUGUUGGAAGCUCAAUUCAUUCAUAAUAUUCAAGAAGAGAAUAAGAGAUUUGAUUUGAUGAUACGCGAUGCUGGGAUAGAGGAACGAAAACAGUCUAUGGCAGACUUACGAGCCAAGAAAAUAGAAGAGAAAGUAGCUAAAGAACAAGCAGCAGAAGAACGUCGGAAAAAAGCAGAACAGGAAAGAGUUACACGAUUGCAAGAAUUGAAUGAAAGGAAGGAAGCUCGCCAUCAACGUGUAACUAAUGAACGUAACCUUGCGGAAAAAGAGAGAAAAGAUAAGAGGCGAUUGAGAGAACAGCAAGGAAAGGAAGCUAAAGCUCUUGCUCUCAAAAAUAACUUAUGCACUAGUUGGAUGAAUUUAGUCGAAUCCGAAAAAUGGUUCGAGUUAUUCAAUUGUGCUAAAGUCUACAAAUGCCGUUUAUGUAACGCAGAGGGAUUGUCAAACAUCGAUUCUUUCCUACAUGUUCUCAAUGAUAAGUGCGGACCCAGCAUCAUUAGGACUGAUACUGUACUUACCACAUCCGCGAUUGGUCAACAUCUUGAUGCUGCUCUACAGUUGAUUCAAGAACACAAGAACAGCGUUACCAACACUGAGAUCAAUUUAAAUUUACUGGAUUCAAACUCAAAAGUUCUUCAGUCGUCGCUCGUUAUAAAUAUAACUGGAGUAGUAUCGUCAAAGACUAUGAAAGAUUUUAUCAAUUUAAUAACAAAACCUACUAGUCGUCGUACGGAAGAUACUACGACUAAGUCGAUUGAACGUGCUUUGGCUGAAAUACUUCCAAACGCUGCAAACAAGGAUAAUGCUCAAGAGUUCGGUCUCCUACUUCAGUUCAAUGUUGAUGAUCUCCUCAAUUAUAUAGUUUCAUGGAGCAUCAACCUUCGGGUAUUAACUAAGGUGACCACCUUGAUUGUGAGACUAAUGGAGUCAGAAGCUUUUGCUUUGAGAAGCUUCUGUAGCGAUAGAUUGAAUGACAUGUGUCGCCUUAUCUCAUCUAUAAAAGAGACGCCACCACAGAACCUUCAAUUGUGCUCAAUGCUCAAGAUUAUAUCAGCGUGUUUUGAAAAGCUGAAUAAAAUUGAUUUGAAAACUUUCUGUCUGGAAGAGCAUUCAGUAGUGGAACGUUGCAACUUCAUCCGCAGUGCUUUAUCAAAUUUCUGUCAAAAUCUCAAGACUUGUUGGACUAAAAGCAAUCUGUAUGAUCGUUCUUACAUAGAAUGUCUAGACGCACUGGCCUUUUCUACUUUGAGCGAUUUACACAGUAAAAUGGGAAAGAACAGGCUUCCUUCUGAUUUCUAUGAUUUGCUCAUUGAGACUGCGCUACGGAAAGUUAAGUUGUGGGAAAGUCACUGUGAGAAAGGAACCGAGUUGAAAACCAGAGAAGAAACACAGUUCUUCAUAUCCAUUCUAGGAAAGACAUUCAUGAAUGAGAAAGCUCGCGAGGAACUUCUACAAGAUUCUGGUAGACUAAUCAAGCUGUUCUGUAUUCUGUUUUCUUUAAUACGUUAUUCAUUUUCUAAGUCUGAAACACAACUUACGUUCCAAUUGGAUGAAUAUAACUUCAGAACGUUUAACAUAGUUCAACAAUUUGCUUCAUAUAGCUGGUCAAAUCAGCUCCUUUGCCAAUUAGAAUGGCGAAAAACUUCAAUACUUGCAUUGCUUGGCAGUGUUUCUGUGCAAUAUAUAGCAGAGCCGAAGCAUAGCCGCAUAACUAUGCCUGCUUAUAUAGCGAUGACUAAGUCAUCUUUUAGUGCAACUAAGCUUUUUUCCAAAACAAUCUCAUUGGAAUACAUUAUAAGUUAUCUCAAAGAUCUCAUUAGUGGAACAGAGGAACAACUUCUUCUAUCAAAUUACGAAAAUUGCCUUUCUUUUUAUACAAAUAUGACUAAGAAGUUAUCGAUCACGGGUUAG
Molecule: messenger RNA, 3660 nt
Organism: Auanema sp. JU1783
Lineage: Eukaryota; Metazoa; Nematoda; Chromadorea; Rhabditida; Rhabditidae
Source: the annotation of a GenBank genome assembly